AUGGCAACAGCAGAGACUGCCAUCGUCAUUGACGUCGAAAGUGAGGACGAAAAUAGCAAACAUGACUUGCAUAAUAGUGUUGGCGAUGAUAAUGAUGCGGGCGAUGCGGUGACAGAGGUAACGAAGGUUGCUCCUUGCCACAACCAAAAUGAUGAACAAGAAGAGAAAGUUCAAUUGCUUGUUCAAAUUAUUCGGCUUUCACGGGAUGCUGCAUUGGGAGUAUUGAAGAGGACAGAUUGGAAUGUCGAGCAAGCCAUAGCAAGAAUACUGGAUGGCACAAGACCAAACCAUGCGAUUGCUUGGACGUCGUCAUGUUCGUCAACCAAACAAACAACAGGAGCAACAACGACAUCAGCUACCUCCACAAAUUUGAAACUUCCAUGCAGAGAUAACUACAUUCAACAAAACUCGGCAAAUGUUCUACACAACCCUUCUUGUGAUGAGCUGUCCAAAGAGUGGCAUUCGUGCUACGAAAAUGCCCCCACUCCGUUUGUGGACCCCGACUUUCCUCCGACACGAUCAUCACUGGAUGGCAGGAGCAUGAUUACGGCACCUACAGCUUCAGCUUCAGGGGACUCCAAACUGCCAUCUCAGCGUAAGGUUGUCAAGUGUUACUGUGGUAUUCUAGCGGCUUCGAAAAAGGUCCAAUCUGACGGUCCCAACUACGGCAAAUUCUACCUUGCUUGUGGACGAUCCAACCAACGAAAGAGACCUCACAAUUCUAACAAUAACGAUGCAAGCGCUGCCGAAAAUACUGAAGCUACCAAUAAAACAUGCAAGUUUUUUCAGUGGGAUAAGGACGGUAGUGUAGGAGGGUAUCAUUCUAGCAAUCAUCGGUGGUCUCAGAUCUCAUGGCAUCCGUUUAUCGGUUCAAGCUUUGUCAUUGCUAAGACUCUGGCGUCGUCCACUGACCGCCGACGGGCACAUUUGUCAUCCAGAGAGAGUAACGAAAGAAGGCAUAGGAUAUUGGAUAUGGGACCGGAUCAUAUACGGCAGGGUGCCUUGGGAAACUGUUGGUUCUUAUCCGCACUGGCCGUGGUUGCGGAACAGCCGAAUUUACUGCAGAGGGUGUUCGCUCAUAGCGAAACCAAUGAGAAAGGAUGCUAUCAAGUUAAUUUGUGUCUGGACGGCAAAUGGACUCCGACCAUGGUGGAUGCCUACCUUCCUGUGGUGAAAACGUCCAAUAGGGAACAAGAUGGAAAAAAGAAGGCCAACACGACUGGUCAUGCAAAAAUUGAUUUUCGAGGCGUUGCGCUUUUGAAAAGCAGUGAUUCUGGUAUGGCCUUUCCAGCCUUUUGUGCUGUUCCAAGAGGAAUAUUAUGGCCAGCACUCAUUGAAAAGGCAUAUGCAAAAGCUCAUGGUUCGUAUGCGAAUCUUUCUGGUGGAUUCAUCGCAGAAGGUCUCGCCGAUUUGACUGGGGCUCCGACGGAAACCGUCGUUUUCGAGAUGGAGCAGUUACUGGACCCAACUGGUGACGAGUUGUGGGUGAAGAUGUUGUCGUUUUCUGACGCCGGGUUUAUAAUGGGAGUUGCUACAAAUCGAGGGGGAGAUGGGCUGGUUGGUUGCCAUGCCUAUAGCGUGCUAAAAGUUUUGGAACUGCAUGGCCGAGUUGUGGGGGCACAACCGAAAUUGACAAGUUUCUUCUCUGGGAAUAGUAAGGGCUCUAAGACACCCAGUGAUACAUCCAAACCAAACAAAGAGACGAUGGAUCUUACGGAAACUUCGGCUGGCGAUGAAGCUGGAAGCGACCAAAGGCAAUCGGUCCGACUUGUGCGGAUUCGGAAUCCUUGGGGAAAGAAAGAGUGGACUGGUGCCUUCAGCAGUCGCAGUGAAAACUGGACGAAGCGCUUGCGGAAAGAAUUGGGUCAAGAGGCUUGGUCUGAGAAUGAUGGGACAUUUUGGAUGCCAUAUCACGAUGUUGUGAGCCGAUUUCAUCACAUGGAUGUCUGCAAAACAAGAGUGGGAUGGCUGCAUCGAUCCGUUGAUGCAGUUUUGUGCAACGAUGCCAUAUCGUCAGCAAGUACAUCGAGAAAGAUAUUGUCCACAUCCAGCAGUGUAUUCCAGUUAUCUUCCGCGAAACCAACAUGGGCCUUCUUUUCACUAAUUCAGCCAAAGAAGCGAGCCAACAUAGGCACAGGUUAUUGGUAUAGUGACCUAUCAAUGUUUUUAUUGAAGCGGUCAAAGGGAUCUACCAAAGGAUGGCGUUGUGAAGCUAUCUCUCUUGAUGGCGUAACCAGACGGUUGGACAAGGAGAUCUUUCUCGAUCCCUCGUUGGAGUACUGCGUCAUUCCGUUUGCAGGGAUGCCAGUAGUAGCCGCAUCCUCCCGAUUCCCCUACCGAUUGACAGUAUACAGUUCUCAUCCUGUUCAUAUUCAGACACAAUGCAACGAUGCUUUGUAUCGCCCAAUCAUUUUGAAGGGGUUACACAACGACCUGCUGAAGGAUCCAUUGAACGCUACUCAUAUGGUCUCCGCAAAUGCUCACUUGAUAUGCGCGAAAAAGAGAGGUUGCCUUUACUUUCUUGCGGUCAACAACUCAAAGAACUCCUUUCUAUGUUUGCUGCUGAACGUAAAUAUUGGGAAUGGAACGAUCAUACUAUUCGGCAAGAAUGGCGACACCCAUGAUGUCGCCCCAGAGAGUCAAAAGAUACUUCUUGUUGUAGCCUCCAAUGGAAAGCGUUCCACAACAACAGAAGUGAAGUUCAAAUACAUUAGUGAUGAAAUUCAGCAGGGCACUAAACGCAAUGCAGUUACAAGGCCCAGUAGCGAAGUUGGUCUUGGAAGUACUGUUGAUGUUUCAUUUUUUGGAUCGAGCUUGGCAAGCGACAGCAUUAGUUGCUUCUCGAAUAAAGGGGAGGGCUCUGUUGACGUCUAUUCUUGGAUUCACCAGGUUGGGUCCAUGACAGCUAGUUAA
Molecule: messenger RNA, 2913 nt
Organism: Cylindrotheca closterium
Lineage: Eukaryota; Bacillariophyta; Bacillariophyceae; Bacillariales; Bacillariaceae
Source: the annotation of a GenBank genome assembly